AGUCAUUCGGCGGUGUCAGACCAUCGUGGUGUCUCCUGAGUGUAUGUAAUGUAAACAUUAGCACAGGAAUGCAUUUAGACAGUAGGUGUUUGAGUAUUAUCAUGAACGGUGAUAACGUGGCGGCUAUUAGGUGCGCCUCAGUCAGCGACGAAGCGUCGCAGAGGGCGGUCGCGUGUUCCGUGCGUGUCGGUGCAGUGACGUACGAAACUGUGUGUUCGUCGCGUACGCGCCGCAUUCCAUCGUGGGGGCCCUUCGCCGCCAUUGGCCGAACCCGCGUGACGUCAGUCCUCGUAAUGAGGUAUUCAACAUGGCCGUGUAGCUAGUUCGCGAGUGUGCUUCGAUAUUCGUUUGAAUGGAUUUAAUCAGUGAAAUAUGCCAAGAAGACGAAACGGUGAGAUACCCUUGCCCGACGGAUGGGAUUAUGCGAGGGACUUUGACGGUAAACUGUAUUUCAUCGACCACAACAGCAGAAAAACGACGUGGAUCGACCCGCGAGACAGAUAUACCAAACCUUCUUCUUUCGCGGACUGUAUUGACAAUGAGCUGCCCCAUGGGUGGGAGGAGGCCUACGACCCCCAAAUUGGGCGCUACUACAUCAACCACAACAAGCAGGUGACGCAGCUAGAAGAUCCCCGGCUAGAAUGGCUGAGCAUCCAGGAGGCCAUGCUGAGGGAUUACCUCCACACGGCUCAGGAGGCGUUGGAGGCGAAGAAGGAGAUGUACGAUGUGAAGAAACAAAGGUUGUGUCUAGCCCAGGACGAGUACAAGCAUCUGAACAACGCUUUAUCAACACUGGGCGCUUCCAGAACGAGCUUAUGUUCUUCCACAACAUCCAUGACGACGACUUCAACAACGUCGCGUCAUGACCCUGAAGUGUUGCGAGCUGAAGUCACACAGGCCCGUGGGAGGGUCGCCCAGUUGCGCAAGGAGUUGAGGCAGGCGAGGGCUGAAGUGGCCUGCGCUAGAAGGGGGGUAGACACGCUUGCCGAAGUGGAACAAAAGAUUAGUUCACAGCAAGGGUGCUACAACAUAACCGAAGCUCAGGCGAUUAUGACAGAGCUCAAGAAUAUACAAAAAUCUUUGACUUCAGGGGAGAAGGAAAGAGCGGUGCUCAUGCAGUCAUUGGCCAAGCUAAAAGAUGAUUUGACGAGGCUACAGUUCGGAGAUGCGUCUCCAGACUUAUCAACGCUGAGUCUACCUCAAGAAAAGCUCAGUACCGCUUCGCAAACCGAUCUUUGCGCAGAUCUAGUACCAAUCGGUACAAGACUAGCAGAAAUGGCUCGAGUUCGUCUACAAUACGAUGAAGCUCGAAAAAGGAUACAGAAAAUCCAGCAACAAUUGGCCGAUUUAGAGGAUAAGGUGCAGCCUGGUCAGGCGGAGUCUGACAAGGAUCGAUUGUUGUUAUUCCAAGAGAAAGAGCAACUGCUGAGGGAGCUGAGGAGUAUAACUCCGAGAACGCGAUCGAAGCAGGAGAUGAGUGAUAUACAAUCUGAAUGUGAAAGGCUAGAGCAAGAUUUGAAGAAUGCGUUUGAAAUGUCUAAUAAGUGUAUAGCUGAUCGGUUGAGGUUACACGAGGAGAAGCAGUUGUUGUUACAGCAAUUGAAGGAUGCGUUGACAUCGAUGACGACAUUGGAGGGUCAGUUGAAGACGUUGUCGGCUAGUACGCUAUCAGUGUCCAGUAGUUCGAGUUUGGGGUCCUUGUCUACGGCUAGUAGCAAAGGGUCUUUGAGCUCAGGGAUUAGCUUUACGGAUAUAUAUGGAGGUCCGCAAUUAGCGAGCUCUUUCCAAGCGGACAAACCUAUCGACAUGGCGGAUCUUCAUCGGAGAGUUGAGAGAUUAUUACGUGGUACCAGUUAUACAAUGGACAGCAUUACACCCGGAGCCAGCAGCUCACCGUCUCAACCCUCGCUGUCUCCAAGAAGCAGUCUAUCAUCAGCCAGCCCGCCGCCGCCUCCUCCUUCAUACACCCAGGUGGAAAGACAAAGGCGGCAGCAGAAUAGAGAACUAGAGGAGAAAUUGGCUGAAAUGAGAAUAGGUGUCGCUACUGGACUGAACGAAGUUACUGGAAUUGCUACAAUACCCGUGCAGUUACAAGGACCGGGUCGGCCUAGUGAGCCGCUGUCACCCAUAUCAGAAACCCCACCACCACCGUUAUCACCCAGAACUCCCUCAUCUAGUGGCACAAACACUAGAUCGGUAUCAGCGGCAGUUAGUGAUGAGUCGGUGGCUGGAGACUCCGGGGUGUUCGAAGCGGCACAGGCCGGGAACGAUGCCUCCAAUGCAGUGAGCAGUGCGCAAAUUGAGCUCAAAUUGCGAUACUGCCCCGACGAGACAGCUUUGGAGAUCGGCAUUUUGAGGGCGAGGAAUUUGCACGCCCUCUACAUUGAUAUAGAUACAGAAAUCGUGGUCCGAGUAGCCCUGAUGGGUGGCAGUGGAGCCGGCGUGGUCCUCAGCAGCCCGGCGCUGCCGUGGCGCGGCGCGACGCUGCGCUGGCGGCACGGGCAGCGCGCCGCCGUGCACAGCGCACGCGCACUGCGCGCCGCCACGCUGCAGGUCAACGUGUGCACCGGCCAGGAGUGCCUGGGUUGCGCUCAAGUGAGUCUGGCGGAUUUUGACCUAGAAGGAGUGUCUCAGAAGUGGUAUAAUCUGCUCAGCUUCAGGUCAAUGAGAAGAGAUGAGAGUUCCGACGAAUCCACUGUCAUAUCAUCCCAAACAUCGACUUUGACUAGGAAUAGAGGUCCGGAAAGCAUGAUGAGUGCGGACUGUAAUGUCGAUUGCGGGGACAACUCAGCUUCAGAAGACGAGGAGUCUAGAGAGCCACUUAAUCAGAUAGUGGAAGAGGAUUCGUUAGAAGAUUACAUUCCCGAAGAAGAUUUAGCACUUGAAGAAGAAUUCUUACAUCCGCCGACAGCUGAGAAAGCAACAAAUACUGAAUGCAACUUCUGCCCGGAGGGAGCGAGACAACUGCAUAGAAGAAAAAGCCAACAAGUAAACUCAAACCCCGACGAGCCAUUAGCCACAAUAAAGAGAUCUCAAACGUUUUCGCCUCAACCACAGAGCUUCAGCAGAGGACAGUAUAAAUGUAGACUAAACCGUUCGGAAUCUGAUUCAUCGAUGGCGCAGUACGCGAGGAGGGUCACAGGUCUGCAGCCCCCCCCUACAGCUGGGAUACCAUUCGACAGGAACCGUUGCGAGAGACGAUCUUUGAGACGCGGGCGCGUGUGCGGCGGCGCGGCGGCGCGGCGCGCGGGCGGCCCGCGGCGCAGCGCGCGCACGUCGCUGGACCUCGCGCUGGACCUGCGCGCGCAGCACUCGCGGCUCGCCGACCUCACCGCCGACAUCACGCAGCUGCGGCUCUUGAACAAGAAACUAGAAGAGGCGUACUCCCGCGGAGACCCAGUAGUAGCCGCGUGGGUAGCUGAAGACGAGAACCUUCAGAGAUUAGUAGCUGACCCGCCAGAUGGCGCCUCUGACCGCGCCUCCAGGCUCCUCCACAGGAUAUAUAGGGAUGUUUACAAGCUGAGAAGGUCCAGGCAAGGCGGGAGGAAACCGGACCUUGUUACUUUCAAAGAGAAGAUGGCGUUCUUCACACGCAACAAGCUUACCAUACCCGGCCUCCCAGGGGACGACGAAGACGUUUCCCAGGACGAAUGGGAAGAACUGGAGGAGCGAAGAACACCAGACGGCAGAUCGUCAAAGACUUCGUACGAGAGACGAGAUCGCGACACUCAGGCGUGUCAAACUGAAUGCCAAAUGGUUGAGGAAUGUCAUGAUCAGAUAGAUGAGGUAAGCCAGGUGGAUGAGUGCCAGGAGACUGAGAUUGUAGAAGUGGUCGAAUGUAAGAAUCCUUGUUUGAACCCCGAGCCGUGUUACGAGCCCAAAAUUGAAGAUGAAAAGGAGAGCGAGGACCGGUAUGAGUUCGUCGUCGAUAGAGUGUUAGGAGUUCAGGUUUGAAGUUCGGAGUCCAUCAAAAUGUGUUCACAAAUUGUUCGUUUGCGAUUGAGGGUAAUUGUUUUAUGUCGAUAAAUUAAUAAUAAGGCAUGUUGUUGUUUUGUUGGAUUGCGGACCUAUGGCACUGUUCUCGAAUGGAUGGCUUCACGGCACCUUUAAAGCCUUAAGUUUGAUAUGAUUACGACCAAAAUUUUUUUUUCUAACAGAACUUUUACUGGAUUUUAAUUCGAUUCACAUUAGGAAUAGUGAAAACGUUGAAUAAUUUUAUGUCUAGUAAAUCAUAUAUGUCUAUGUUACAUAGGAUUUUGAUUGGUCGUUUUCAUAGCUAAUAAGGCUGCAAAAUAGUAUAACUACUGUGAUUAUAAAACUGAGAUUUCUGGAUUGAAGACUGAGCGAAAAUUAAAUAUAUAUAAACCGUAUGUAUUAUUGGUGUUUAUCAGUACUAAGUUUACGUAUUGUGCAAACAUAGUGCCAUAGCGCGGAGACACGCAAAAUCCUGCUCUAUAUAUAUCAUUAUACUGAUCAUUAUUGUACAAAAGUAUCGUGCCUUAAUUUUCGGUGCCUGGAGAACGUGGUUUGUGCCAUAAAGCGGCAUAAAAAUGGAAGGAAAUAAGGUACAAAAUAGUUGUGUAGAAGAGUCACAAAUAUAUACCAAACGAUUAAUAUAAGAUAGGCGCGAUCAUUUCGUUUGUACAUAGAUACGUAAAUAAUCAUAGUUUUGCCCACCAAAAUGAUCGUGCACUAUGAGAUAAUUUAAAGUAUAGCGUCCACCGAGUUUAAGGUGACUGGCCAAAAAUACGCUUUGUAAAUAAGGCUUCGAUGAUGUCUAAAGAGAAUUGCGCAUUUGUACCUGCCACAAAUUUCAUUCCUGCGUUCAUUGGAAAUGUCAAAAUAUCAGGAUUGUAAAAUUUUAUGCACAAAAAAAACAGUGUUUUGUAAUUGUUUAGUUGAGUAAUUAGACUAUUAAAAAAAAAACAGUUAAGUCACUAUGUUACAUGUCAAAAAGUUUGGUAAAUUGGUUUCAAUUUUUUUUUCGCAUUCAUAGUGAAAAAAUAGCAAAAAACUUGCUUAUUUUUUCAAAUGGCGCAUACAUUUUUGAUGUGCAAUAUUGAACAGGAUGGCCUAUUGCUUCGAUCUAGUUUCGAGAUCUGAAACCAUAUUGACGAUAAAAAAUUAUGAAAAAUUAUAGUAAUCGUCACGUGCCUUUCGUGGUUAAUUAUAAAAAUAAUUUCAUCAAAAUUUGAUCAUACACUGACAAUUUCAUCUCCAAAACAAAAUGUUAGUCUCAAAAUGUCAGUAUAUAUUCAAAUUUUGCUUUAAAAUUAGUAAUUUAAUGCUAAUAAUUAUAAUUGUACAUUUUGUAUUAUAUUUUUUUAAUAUUAUUCUAGUUUUUAAUUUUGUAAAUAAUCCGAAAUUAAUGCUACAGUAAAAGAAUUUGCAUAUCUGUUUUUCUCUGAUAAUUUUAAUGAUAUCUAGUAAUUAAUAGCAAUAUUAGUCCAUGUUAAGUAUUUUUAUAGCACGCAAAAGCCACAGUACUGGUUUAGCUGCACGUGUAAUUAAUUAUAUUACAUUUUUGUAAAAAAUGUAUAUUUUAUAUAAACAUUUUACGAUUUAUAAAAUACAUUUGUAAUUGUUGGGUAAAUUCGUAUUUGCCAAAUUAAUAUAAGCAUUGUUUUUAAUUCUUCCAUUUGAUAAAAAGGAUUAUUAUAUUAAUUUGUAAAGAUGAAGCCGCUGCGGAAGAUAUGAAACUGAAAAUAAAAAUUAUAAAUUAA
Amyelois transitella is the source of this 5723-nucleotide messenger RNA. RefSeq names its product protein kibra (gene kibra). Gene Ontology annotation, cellular component: cytoplasm. Lineage: Eukaryota; Metazoa; Arthropoda; Insecta; Lepidoptera; Pyralidae. Gene Ontology annotation, biological process: regulation of hippo signaling; regulation of DNA-templated transcription; cell migration. The transcript has 20 exons. The record is from RefSeq and is a predicted model, not a curated record. Bases 373 to 3954 code for a protein of 1193 amino acids. Gene Ontology annotation, molecular function: molecular adaptor activity; kinase binding.